This is a messenger RNA of Oppiella nova, 1070 nucleotides long. The record is from the annotation of a GenBank genome assembly. NCBI's taxonomy places the organism in Eukaryota, Metazoa, Arthropoda, Arachnida, Sarcoptiformes, Oppiidae.
GUUGGCAAUGUUUGUGUUGAUCACGUGUUUUGUGUUUACGUUUUGAGUACGCGUUACGAGAAACACACCGUCGAUGACAACCACUGUAUCAUCAAAUUGAAGCCAAUAUGUCCAUCAAGACACCGACCAAUCAGCAGCGGCUCACAAACGUGGCCAUUGUCCGCAUGAAGAAGUGCGGCCAGAGGUUUGAGAUCGCGUGCUAUAAGAAUAAAGUGGUUUCCUAUCGCCAGAAAGUCGAGACAGACAUCGAUGAAGUACUGCAGACACCGGUUGUCUUCAUGAAUGUCUCGAAAGGACAGACGGCUAAGAAGGAGGAUCUCGUGAAGGCAUUCGGCACCGAAGACCACAUGAAGGCCUGUCUUGAGAUCCUUACGAAAGGCGAGCUCCAGAUCUCUGAGAAGGAGAGGUCCCACCAGUUGGAGGGCGCGUACAAAGAGAUCGCGACCAUCAUAGCGGACAAGUGCGUGAACCCGGAGACCAAACGGCCCUACACUGUAGGUAUGGUCGAGAAGUGUAUGAAACAGUUGCACUUCUCGGUGAAGCCCAACCGCAACAGCAAACAACAGGCCAUCGAACUGAUCCCACAGCUCAAGACUGUGAUGCCUAUAGAGAGGGCGCAGAUGAAGCUCCGGGUCGUCACCCAUAAGAAGAAUAAGCAGAAACUGAAAGAGUUGGCCACUAGUGUGGAGGUGGAGUCCAUGGGCGAUGAGGGACUGCUCGAAAUGGUGUUUAUGACAGACCCGGGACACUACCGAACCAUCGACCAGUUGGUCAACAGUACACCCAAAUCGCAACUACACGUGCUUUUGCUGCAGGAGGUGGAGGAGGGCGAGGGCUCACUCGAGUGAGACGCCGCCGGCGCCCAACCGCACCGCCCAGUACUCGAAGCCCAUUGCAUUCAAAUCUCUGUAUAAGUUGUCGAUGACAUCGGUUUCUGUAAAUAACAUUAAUUUUGUUUUUUAAUUAUAUUAACCGCUCUUUUAGUCCAUGAGAUAUAUAUAAAGAGGUUUUAAGUGUCCAUUGAGUGUACCUUUGAGUGUAUUGUAUAUAAUAACAGUACCGCCGCCGCC